Hipposideros armiger (great roundleaf bat) is the source of this 3599-nucleotide messenger RNA. It is a transcript of the gene ZNF502, whose product is annotated as zinc finger protein 502. Lineage: Eukaryota; Metazoa; Chordata; Mammalia; Chiroptera; Hipposideridae. The record is from RefSeq and is a predicted model, not a curated record. The transcript has 6 exons.
GUUUAAGACUAUUCAUUCUGCCAUGAUUUCGUCUCGUCCUUUGAGAUAAGUCCAUUUGAAAUUCAUUUUGGAGUAAAGUAAAGACCCAGUUGGGUCUUGGCCCCACCUCCCGCCCCUUCUCCUCCGGGGUGCAGCAGGAGGAAUUGAGUGAGAGGACCACCAAGAUAAAGAUAACCUCCCGGCUUCCUAGAGCUGCCCGGCGAGAACCUGCAGCCGGGUUUUUCACCUGGGCGGGCUCUCUGAGCCGCACACAGGCGCUGUAGGUGGCGGUGCUUCCUCCUCAUGUUGGGUAACACUCUGAGUCCAAAGAAGCCACCACCAGGAACACAUCAGGCUUUCCUCUCUGCCAUCACUUGCGGUCAAGUGAGAAUGAGAUGCAUACUAGGACAAGCCCUGAAGAGGACCUGGAGGAAGACCAGUACCUGGCCUUGGGAACACCACCAGCAGGGCUGAGGGUGGGCAUUUCCCAUUGCAGCAUGGUGGGUCACAACAGAAGAUGUGUGAGCCCAGAUGCAGUAGGCUCAUUUCUUAUUAUCUCAGUGGUCAGCUGCUACCAAGUGCCAAGCGCCAGGCAUCCAUGGCGGGACAGGUUUGUAAACUUCCAUCCCAUGGUAUUACUGUGAUCAAUAACUAGGCUGAGCUCCCUGUCCAACAGGAGAAGGUGUGCUCUUUGGGAGGGAUGCUUCCAUGAGUGUAUGGGACCAACACCCCCUCUUAGAGAUGACUCUUCAGUAUACUUGUAUGCCUUUUUUGUCUUCCGGCCCCAGACUUUGCCUUGUACUUAUUGUGGGCUGUUCCCACUGCCCACCAGCUGAGGGAAGGGUAGAAGAUAGAGCCAGCACUUUGACCGUCUUUAGCUUCCCCUCCCAAGGCCACCUGUGGACUUCUCUUCAACAUUUCUUUUGAUGUGUCAGACCCAGCCUGGCAACAAUAGCAUGAGAUCUAGGAUGAGAAAGUCACCGUGAGAGCAGGGCCAGGACCUCCUCUGACCUCAGCCCUCCAAGGCCAACAGAAGUUAAAGCAAAGAGAAGAUUUGUGGAUGUUGAAUAUGCAAAGAGCUGAAGAGAGAGAGAUUGGAAAAGAGAUUUGUCCAGGUUGGGUGAACAAGCCUGUUCCAGAGCAGGAUGCCUCUGAACUUGAUUCACCAGGGAUGGUAGAGAAGAGAUUCCAGGAGGAUGAAUCCCAGGAUUCUACAUAUGAAGAAAAAUGUGCAUGUCAGAGCAUGGAGGAAAACUCUCCGGGAGAGGUUCCUGGGCCAUGCUUUUUUGAGAAAGGAGUUUUUGGGGGAAUAACUUUCAUCCACAAGGAAGCACCUCCUGAAAUGAUUAGCCAAGAAUAUAAUUUUGAGAAAAGGUUGCUUCUGACUUCAAGCCUCGUUACACAUCUCAGGGUUUCUACAGAAGAGAGCCUACAUCAGUGGGAGACAAGUAGCAUACACACCAAUGAGAUUUCAGACCAAAGUAAAUGCCCCGCCCUCUCCACACGGAAAAAGUCUUGGAAAUGUAAUGAAUGUGGAAAAACAUUUACUCAGAGCUCAUCCCUUAUCCAACAUCAGAGAACUCAUACUGGAGAGAGACCAUAUACAUGUGAGGAAUGUGGGAAAACCUUCAGUCGUAGUUCAUUCCUUGUUCAACAUCAAAGAAUUCACACUGGAGUGAAACCAUAUGGAUGUGAGCAAUGUGAGAAAACAUUUCGAUGUCGAUCCUUUCUUACACAGCAUCAGAGAACCCACACUGGAGACAAACCUUAUAAAUGUAUUGAGUGUGGGAAUUCCUUCCGCAAUCAUUCACAUCUCACCGAACAUCAGAGAAUUCACACUGGAGAGAAACCUUAUAAAUGUAAUAGGUGUGGGAAGGCAUUCAAUCAGAAUACACACCUCAUUCAUCAUCAGAGAAUUCACACUGGUGAGAAACCUUAUUUAUGCAAUGAAUGUGGCUCUUCUUUUCGCAAGCACUCAAACCUUACACAACAUCAGAGAAUUCACACGGGGGAAAAGCCGCAUAAAUGUGAUGAAUGUGGGAAAACUUUCCAAACAAAGGCAAACCUCUCUCAGCAUCAGAGAAUUCAUACUGGAGAGAAACCCUAUAAAUGUAAGGAAUGUGGCAAAGCGUUUUGUCAGAGCCCAUCCCUUAUUAAACAUUUGCGGAUUCAUACUGGAGAGAAACCCUAUAAAUGUAAGGAAUGUGGCAAAGCUUUUACUCAGAGUACCCCACUCACUAAACAUCAGAGAAUUCAUACAGGGGAGAGACCCUAUAAAUGCAGUGAAUGUGGUAAAGCCUUCAUUCAGAGUAUUUGCCUUGUUCGGCAUCAGAGAAGUCACACUGGAGAAAAACCCUAUAAAUGCAAUGAAUGUGGGAAGGGCUUCAAUCAGAAUACCUGCCUCACUCAGCAUAUGAGAAUUCAUACUGGAGAGAAGCCCUAUAAAUGCAAAGUGUGUGGGAAAGCCUUUGCACAUAGCUCCUCUCUCACUGAGCAUCACAGAACUCACACUGGUGAGAAGCUCUAUAAAUGUAGCGAGUGUGAAAAAACCUUCCGCAAGUACGCACACCUUAGUGAGCAUUACAGGAUUCACACUGGAGAGAGACCUUAUGAAUGUGUCGAAUGUGGAAAGUUCUUCAGACAUAGUUCAGUUCUUUUCAGACAUCAGAAACUUCACAGUGGUGAAUGAACCUGGAGUCAGAAACCUUACAAGUGUGGUGAAUGUGGAAGACUCUUUACUCAGAGAUCAUCUCUUACUCAGCAUCAGAGGAUUCACACGGGGGAGAAGCCCUAUGUGUGCAGUGAAUGUGGAACUUGUUUCCGUAAACAGUCAAACCUUACUCAGCAUCUGAGGACUCACACGGGAGAGAAGCCUUAUACAUGUGAUGAAUGUGAGAAAGCCUUUCAAACAAGAGCCGUCCUUGUCCAACAUCUGAGAAUCCACACGGGUGAGAAACCCUAUAGAUGCAACGACUGUGGCAAAGCCUUUUGUCAGAGCCCAUCCCUUACUAAACACCUGCGGAUUCAUACUGGAGAGAAACCUUAUAAAUGCAGCGAAUGUGGCAAAGCCUUCAGCCAGAGCAUAUGCCUUACUCGUCACCAGAGAAGCCAUUCUGGAAAUAAACCUUAUAAGUGUAAUGAAUGUGGGAAAGCCUUCAAUCAGAGUGCGUGCCUCAUGCAGCAUCGGAGAAUUCAUUCAGGAGAGAAGCCCUACACAUGUAAUAAAUGCGGGAAAGCCUUCACUCAGAACUCCUCCCUUGUUGAACAUGAGAGAACUCACACUGGAGAGAAACUUUACAAGUGUAGUGAGUGUGAAAAAACUUUCCGCAAGCAAGCACACCUUAGUGAACAUUACAGGAUUCACACUGGAGAGAGACCUUAUGAAUGUGUCGAAUGUGGGAAACCCUUUAGGCACAGUUCAGCACUUGUUCGACAUCAGAAGCUUCAUGCCAGAGAAUAAAACUUGGGAUAUAACCAGUGUGGAAAGACUUAUAUGAAAAUGCCAUUUUUUCUAAGUUCCUAGGAGUUUAAGACUCAGUGUUCAAACAGCUCAACCUGGAGCUGGGCUGCCGUGAGUCGCCGGCAAUGGUGCAGGCUGCAGCCCUUGCUGCAGUGGGUUG